CCUCUCUCCUCUCCCAGAUCAAGCUUCUACAAUGGCCUUUGCCAAGGCGCAGAAAAGCAGGGCUUACUUCAAGAGGUUUCAAGUCAAGUUUAAGAGAAGGCGAGCUGGGAAGACUGACUACAGGGCUAGGAUUCGCCUGAUUAAUCAGGACAAGAACAAGUACAAUACGCCUAAGUACCGAUUUGUUGUCCGAUUUACCAACAAGGACAUUAUUGCACAAAUAACAUCUGCAAGCAUUGCUGGAGAUAUAGUCCUUGCUUCUGCUUAUGCUCAUGAGCUUCCUCGAUAUGGGCUUGAAGCUGGUCUUACAAACUAUGCAGCAGCUUACUGCACUGGACUUCUCUUGGCUCGCCGUGUAUUGAAAAUGCUUGAGAUGGAUGAUGAAUAUGAAGGAAAUGUGGAGGCUACUGGAGAGGAUUUCUCUGUUGAACCAGCUGAUAGCAGGAGACCAUUCCGUGCCCUACUUGAUGUUGGUCUGCUCAGAACCACUACUGGAAACCGUGUGUUUGGUGCACUCAAGGGAGCUUUAGAUGGUGGUCUAGAUAUUCCCCACAGUGACAAGAGGUUUGCUGGCUAUGCAAAGGACAAUAAGCAACUUGAUGCUGAAGUUCACCGCAAAUAUAUUUAUGGAGGCCAUGUAGCUGCAUACAUGAGGACAUUGAUGGAGGAUGAACCUGAGAAAUACCAAUCCCACUUUAGUGAGUACCUCAAGAGAGGAAUUGAUGCUGAUGGUAUGGAGGCAUUGUACAAGAAGGUUCAUGCUGCCAUUCGUGCUGAUCCAACUGCAAAGAAAUCAGAGAAGCAGCCAUCCAAGGAGCACAAGAGGUACAACUUGAAGAAGCUAACCUAUGAGGAAAGGAAAGCCAAGUUGGUUGAGCGAUUGAAUGCUCUCAACUCAGCCGCUGACGAAGAAGAUGAUGAGUGAAACAUUGAUGACUGAGCUCUAAUGUCAGUUUUCCGUGGCACACAGGCUACUUUUGAGUUUUUAUUUGAAACCUAGUUAAGUCAUUCAGAUUAUUUUUGCUUAUGGCACCAUUUUUGUCUCCUUAAGUAUAAUUUUCUUAGAUUACAAGAUUAUGAUUUUUUUUAACUUGAUAUUGAAUGCAAUUUCAAAUUUGACUUGGCUAAUUAUAAUUUGCUUGAUUAAA
Messenger RNA from Populus euphratica (Euphrates poplar), 1148 nucleotides. Its product is annotated as 60S ribosomal protein L5. Gene Ontology annotation, biological process: translation; ribosomal large subunit assembly. The coding region runs from base 32 to 925 and encodes 297 amino acids. Gene Ontology annotation, molecular function: structural constituent of ribosome; 5S rRNA binding. NCBI's taxonomy places the organism in Eukaryota, Viridiplantae, Streptophyta, Magnoliopsida, Malpighiales, Salicaceae. The record is from RefSeq and is a predicted model, not a curated record. Gene Ontology annotation, cellular component: ribosome; cytosolic large ribosomal subunit. The transcript is spliced from 10 exons.